CUUAUAUUUUUGAUUCAAUAUAUAUAUGAUAUUUAUGAAAAGAAGCUUUUUGUACGAAUUGAUACAAUAUUUAGAUUUUCCAUCAAUUUUGUAGUGUUUAUAGUUCUUUCAUAUAACGUUGAUGUUUUUCACUUCAUGUAUUGUCAUUUUGACAGCAGAGUAUUCAAAUAAGAACUUUUGUUUUUAUGCGCAAAGAGCUAAUCGAUAAACAGCAGUGUAAUGGUUCGAUAGAAUUUUAAUUUUUUAAAAAUUAACAUGGAUUUUAACGUGAAGAAAAUGGUGAAAGAUGCUGGUGCUGCUUUGAGUAGAGUUGUGCAGUUAACAGAAGAAAAACUUGGCACUUCCGAAAAAACGGAGCUUGAUGCACACUUUGAAUACCUUUGGGAAAGAGCUGAAAAUACAAAAAAUUGUACUGAGAAAAUUGUUCGCAAUACUGAGGCUGUUUUGAUUCCAAAUCCUGGUAACAGAAUCGAAGAUUUUAUAUAUGAGAAAAUUGAAGGGAAAAGACAUUCAAGACUCAGCAAUUUGGAAUAUUUAGGUCUUGAUUUGGUGGAAGCUGGAAACAUUUUUGGCCCUGGUACAUCAUAUGGAGGUGCAUUGGUCAAAGUUGGGCAGUAUGAACAAAAGCUGGGUCAAGUGGAAAGAGAUUUUAUUGGAUCUGCUGCUAUGUGUUUCACUCAGCCUCUCAGAAAGUUUCUAGAUACAGAAGUAAAAACUAUUCUUAAAGAAAAAAGCCUCCUUGAAACAAAAAGAUUGGAUUUGGAUGCUUGCAAAAAUAGAGUUAGAAAAGCAAGAAGUAUGUUAGGACACCAAACAGCUGAACGUGAUUUGAGAGUAGCACAAUCAGAAUUCGAUAGACAGGCGGAAAUAACAAAGCUGCUAUUGGAAGGUAUCAGCAGUUCACAUGCAAGUCAUAUGAGGUAUCUUCAUGAAUUUGUUGAUACUCAGGCACGAUUCUACUCUCAGUGCGCUACAGUCAUGACUGAUCUACAGAAGGAACUUUCUAGCUUGAUCACAAUACCAGGAGCAAGUACUGACAGUUCCCCCAUUCUGAACGGAAGUUCCGGUGAUUCCAAAGAAAAUUUUCAAAUGGCUAAAGUAUUGUACAAUUACGAACCUAAGGAUUCCUCAGAAUUGAAACUUUAUGCUAAUGAGGUGAUCAAAGUAACUGAAAUAAUAGGAAAGACUGAUGAUGAUUAUAUGCUUGGAGAAAGAGGUCAACUGAAAGGCAAAGUUCCCAGAGCAUAUUUAGAAAUAAUUUCUUGAAUCCUCGACUACACAAGAACUAUCAAUUUUGAAUUACUAGUACCUAAUGAAAUCAUUCCAACUAUUCAUGAAAUUUGACUCUUAUCCUACUUCUGAUUAUGUUGUUAAAAAUUCUAUCAGAAAAAUGUAUUUCACUCUAUAUAUCAAAAAGAUUCCAAUAUCACCGAUUUACAAACUAUAUUUGCUGCUCAAGGUGUAGCUAAAAUGUUUAAUAUGCUCUUAAUAAAUUUUACGGUAAUCAUCGACUAAGAUGCAAUAAUAUAGUCAAUUAGUAAUGUUUUGCAGUUAAUCAAAGUAUUAUGAAAAGGCCAGAAAGUGAAUGUUCCCUUAUCUUUGAUCAAUUUUUAUUCUCUAAUUAAGUAUAAUCUCUUCUCUUUUUAUUAACUUUCAUUCACUGCCUGGAAUAUAUUGUUAUUGUAUCAAUAUUGUUAACAAAUUAAAAUAUAUAACUGA
Harmonia axyridis is the source of this 1719-nucleotide messenger RNA. RefSeq names its product endophilin-B1 (gene EndoB). Lineage: Eukaryota; Metazoa; Arthropoda; Insecta; Coleoptera; Coccinellidae. The transcript is spliced from 6 exons. Gene Ontology annotation, molecular function: protein binding. Gene Ontology annotation, biological process: membrane organization. The record is from RefSeq and is a predicted model, not a curated record. Gene Ontology annotation, cellular component: cytoplasm; membrane. Bases 256 to 1266 code for a protein of 336 amino acids.